Molecule: messenger RNA, 1690 nt
Organism: Anopheles cruzii
Lineage: Eukaryota; Metazoa; Arthropoda; Insecta; Diptera; Culicidae
Gene: Phax
Product: phosphorylated adapter RNA export protein
Exons: 6
Coding region: 110-1570 (486 amino acids)
Biological process (GO): snRNA export from nucleus
Cellular component (GO): nucleus
Source: RefSeq, a predicted model, not a curated record
CAUUCGGGACGAUUUUGUUUCCCGCAGAUAGGCCUUCUCAGGCGUUUUACUCCGUAUAUCCGACCGCGAUCGACGGUGUGUGACUUCCUGGAAACACGGUACCAUUAAAAUGAUGGAACACGACUCGCUGAAGCUGGCCAGUGCCGAUGACGAUCUGGAAGAUGGAGAGCUUUCCGAUAGUGAUUGUGAAGUUUAUACACCGCUGCAGAGGCCAGAUUUGCCGAAAGCCGACGCGUUCACAGUCGCCACAGCCAGCCACUCGCGACAAAUGGAUAUAGCGUGCGACGAUCCGGAUGACGAUGACGAUUUGCGACUGACUAAAAGUGACUCCGAUGGUAGCUCCGAUGAGAGCGGAAGUAACAUAAGAAUCGGCACCGCAAGCUACACGCAACGAAUGCGUGGCCAAGGAUCCCGCCCAAUGUCACAUCGGCCAGGUCGCAGUCAAGGCGCAAUUCCCCCGAAUGGUUUAGCCCCGGUACCCCAACUGCUGGCUGCAAGACCAAACAAGUACAACAUCUGGACCGAAAGCCUCCAGGAGGACACGCUGAUGGAAACGAUGCGCGGCUGUGACGUUACACCGCACGCACUUCGCAACCGCGACGUGGAGUCAUACGACUACAAACUCAAGGACCGCCUGCAGAGUGGAAACGCGUUCAAUCGUCUGAAACGCAGGCAGUCCAACUCGGACGAUUCCGAUGGAUAUGGAUGUGGAGGGAAGCGGAUGCGAACGGGACGCGAUGGCUUCCCGGAAGCCAAUGACCAGGAGCGGCGCAUUAGUGCGAAGCAACGCAUCGGCAAGCGCAACAGCACCGACACAAACAGUGACGACAGUGGCCAAAGUGCGCCGAGAUUUGCUUUCAGACACAUACCGGACCUGAAUCUCGAUGACGAGUGUAGCAACGAAAAGUUUGCCACGGAGCUGGCCGAAAAGUUGUGCGAAAAGCAAAAGGAUUUGCUAUUGCGCGUAGUGGAGGUACUGGGCAAAGUGAUACCGCUCAAGUUGUUCAAGGAAACGCAAAAGAUUGAAGCCGACGGCGGUAUGCUUGUGAUGAAAGGAUGGCGGCGACGGACGCCAGGAGGAGUUUUUCUUUUUCUGUUGAAACACUGCGAGGAUGUCGAUAACGAGCAAAAGAAGCAAAUUUUUCUCGAGACCAAAAAAGCAAAGCAAAAAGAGUGGAAACUCGCAAAGGCCAACAAUCGUGAUAAGAAAGUGGAGGAACUGAAGAAAACGCUCAACCGACAAGCGACCGAUACCGAGCUACCGACUAUUCCGAUGAUGGCACACCUCAAAGCGGAAACGAAUAGCACCCUGUCUAAUCCACCACCGUCCCCGGUGGGAGAGGAGAACUUUGACGGUAAUCAAGACUUUGAAACGCCGGACAUACUCGUCAAUGUUACUAGCCCUGAGAAGACACCGAUGCAGUCGAACGAGACCGACAAAGAAGAUUCAGAUACCGGCAAACCGGAAGUUGCGAUCCUGAUUGGGCACGGACUGAUGCCGCAACGAACUAUUCAAAGCUACCAGGAAGACUGUCUUGACAUCACGUGCGAUGAUAUGGAUAUGUUUUAGCGAUAACGAUUUGAGCGAAAUUUUACAUGAAACUACUAUCGAACAAUAAGACCAACGGAUGCCUAACACUCAUACGCGCUCGAGAUGACAGGAGCGGCGUUCAGGCGAGAACUAACUGUA